AUGGCACUAUACCCGCAAAUCGUAUUGUUUGGAGAUUCUUUGAUCCAAGGAACGGCCGAGGUCCAGGACGGCUUCUCGUUCUUGGGCGAGUUACAGCAUCAUGUCAUUCGAAGGUACGAUGUCGUCAACCGCGGAUUUUCGGGCUAUAACACUGCCAAUGCUCUGAAGCUCCUCCCCGAGAUCUUUGCUCCGGCUUCGGAGCAUACGGCCAAGAUUGAAUACUUUUUCGUCCUCCUCGGGGCAAACGAUGCCGUCCUGCCCCUUCCCACGACCACCCAGGGCGUCGCGAUUGGGAAGUACAAGGAAAAUCUCAAAAAGAUUGCGACGCACCCCAUCAUCACCAGCCACAACCCCAAGAUCUUCAUCAUCCCGCCGCCUCCCUUGGACGAGAUCCACGCGUCCCGGCGGGACAUUGAAAACGGCCAUCCACGGGGCACCCGCACGGCGGCCAUCAGCGCCCGGUACUCGGAGACGGCGCGCGAGGUGGCGCGCGAGGUGGGCGCCGAGAUUGUGGAUCUCUACCGGGCUGUCAUGGACAAGGCGAUUGAGCUGACGCCCGGGUUUGACGGCGGGGCGGGGGAUGUGCUGGGAACGCCUGAGUGCGGGAAGCAGGGAGGUCUGGAGCAGCUGUUGAAGGAUGGUCUCCACAUGGGCGGGGACGCGUACAGGGUAUUUUACGAGAUUGUGAAGCCCAAGGUUGAGGGUCCCUGGGCCACGGCACCCGAGGAGGAGAAGGUGGGCUACGUGUUCCCAGAUUGA
Parascedosporium putredinis is the source of this 759-nucleotide messenger RNA. The record is from the annotation of a GenBank genome assembly. NCBI's taxonomy places the organism in Eukaryota, Fungi, Ascomycota, Sordariomycetes, Microascales, Microascaceae.